CAGAGGUAAGACGUAUCAUUUUCAGGUGAGGAGCAUUAAAUCUGGCAAUCGCUUAAUCGGGACGAGCGAGCAUUUGGUUGAAGAUUUAAGAUUUGUUAAUCUGAAGAUCAGAGGUCUUUUGGUUGGAGUUUGGCCCUCUCUGCAGACUCACCUGCUUGUACGUGACCUCUGAUCGCUGGGUCAAAGGGCAUUCUGAGAGAUCAAUGGUCAUCAUUUAGCCUGGAUAUUGAGUCUAGUGUGGAGAAGACGAAUUCCUAAAGCAUUUUUGUCUAGUUUUGAGGACUAAUUGAGAAUUCUGAGGUCCCGCCGCCAUGCCUUCCCUUCCCACUCUGAACAGCCUGGGGAAACUCUGCGGAUCUGGAUGCAGUCAGCAAGUGGAUCGCACUCGGAUCAAACGCACAAACUCCGUCAAACGCAUAUCUGUCAUAGAGGACGGACGUGUGGCAGAAGUGCUGUACCUCGUCCCGAAAGAGUCUGUGAUGCAACAGCUGCCGUUCAUCAACCCUGAAGACUAUUACUUGACUGAGAGCCUGACACCUGUGGCCCAUACACAGGAAGCUCACCACCAGACGGAGAAGCCUUUGAUACGCUGUGCUAAAUGUGAGGAGGUGUGCAAGGGAGAGGUGUUACGAGUGCAGGCCAAACACUUCCACAUCAAGUGCUUCACAUGCAAAGUAUGUGGAUGCGAUCUGGCUCAGGGAGGAUUCUUCAUGAAGAAUGGAGAAUAUCUGUGCACUCUGGACUACCAGCGUAUCCACGGCACCCUCUGUAACAUCUGUGGAGAGUUUGUGGAAGGGGAGGUGGUGACUGCGCUCGGCAAGACCUACCACCCAACAUGCUUUGUGUGCACAAUCUGCAAGAGACCAUUUCCUGCUGGAGACAGAGUUACGUUCAAUGGCAAGGACUGUCUGUGUCAGUACUGCUCAGAGCCCAUGUCUCCAGGACCCACCAAAGAUGUUGUGGGACCCAGCAGUUGCACGGGCUGUGGCAGAGAUAUUAAGAACGGUCAGGCUCUGUUGGCUCUAGAGAGUCAGUGGCAUUUGGGCUGUUUUAAAUGUAAGGCCUGUGCCAAAGUAUUAACUGGAGAAUACAUCAGCAAAGAUGGCGCCCCCUACUGUGAGCGCGAUUAUCAGGUCUUGUUUGGAGUGCAGUGUGAAGCAUGUCAGCAGUUCAUCACCGGGAAAGUCCUGGAGGCAGGGGGCAAGCACUACCACCCCAGCUGUGCUCGCUGUAGCAGGUGUAACCAGAUGUUUACUGAAGGAGAGGAGAUGUACCUGCAGGGAUCAACAGUUUGGCAUCCAAGCUGUAAACAUUCACCCAGAGGCGAGGAGACACAGCGGCUAUUGCCUGCGUCUCUAGUUCUCCUCAGCAAAACAGAAAGGCAGCCGACACGCUCGUCGUCCGAGAGUAUAUGUUCCAGACCUGGUUCAAGCAUACCUAGCUCACCGGGUCACACCAUAUAUGCAAAAGUAGACAAUGAGAUCCUUGAUUACAGGGAUUUAGCAGCCAUUCCCAGGGUCAAAGCCAUUUAUGACAUUGAGCGUCCAGAUCUAAUCAACUAUGAGCCACUUUACACCACCUCACUGGAUGAGUCAGAGGAGAGAGAGAGUGUGGGAGAGCUGCAGAGCUCCAGGAGAGAGUGUUCGCCUAUGCCAGAAGACAGAACCAGGUCACCCACACCAACUGCUGAGGGUUACUACGAGAUGAGAGAACGAAUACUCCAUCGGUCGACAAGUCAGGGCUCCAUUGGCUCGCCCAUUUACAACCGCCACAACUACACUCCCACCCUGUCACGCUCACCACAGCACUUCCACAGACCCGGCGCUGAGCCGUCCAGUGGUCGGAGUUCCCCAGGGGCCAGCACCCCUCCUCUCCUUCUGACUCCUAAACAUUUUCACCUGCCAGAUCAAGGAGUAAACAUCUACAGAAAACCCCCUAUCUACAAACAGCAUGAUUCAGCUGCCUUUGCAGCCCAGAGCAAGUCUGCUGAUGACAUCAUCAAAUCAGCCAAAUUCCCCUCGGCGUACACCUCUGGUCCAGACUACCCAGCAAAGAUCGAGACAGACUGCUGGUCCUUCCCGAUCUCCCAUGCUGCCCUAGGAACAGACGAGAGGAGAAGGUCAAGAGAGGAGGAUGAGGAGGAACUCCAGAAACGCAGACAGAUUCAGGAGGAACAUCUCAACAGGAUCCAAUCUGGUUUGGGGAAAAUGAUUCUUAAAGAGGAGAUGGAGAAAGAGAUGAUCCGAGAGCGUCAUGCACGGAGCCUGUCAGCACAGCGCUACGAACAUGGAAGCAAUGGAAAUUCACCCUCUAAAACAGGCUCACUGCCUGGAUAUGGGCGUAAUGGACUGCAUCGGCCUCAGUCGACUGAUUUCACUCAGUAUAACAGUUAUGGAGACGUGUGUGGUGGGAUGAGAGAGUUUCAGCCCAUGCAUGAUGGCCACCGUACAGCCACCAGAAUGGACAGAGGAGUGUCUAUGCCUAAUAUGCUGGAAACAAAAGUGUAUCCAUAUGAAAUGCUUAUGGUAACAAGCCGCAGUCGCUCCAAACUGCCCAGAGAUGUGGACAGAACCAGACUAGAGCGCCAUCUGGCUCCGGAGACGUUCUUUGAAAUCUUUGGGAUGGAAAUUCAGGAAUUCGGCAGGUUACCUCUGUGGAAACGCAAUGAACUGAAGAAGAAAGCCAGACUCUUCUAACCAGGAUCUACAAGAUCUGCACACACUCACAUGAUGUAUCAUCCAGCUGUUUACUCCUCUUCUGUUGUUUCUUGCUAAAAUUAUAGCCUGAAGGAAGCUCCAUGCUGCAAUAUGAUGUCAGUUUGUAAAGAACAGAGGGUCUUAACAUUUCAGCUGAAUCUCCAAAAUUCUCAAAUCUAUACAUAUUUUUUUUGUCUCUGUCGCUUUAAUUUCCUCUCUUCCAGAAAUGAUUCUUCCUCUUUUUGUUCUUUGUUCUUCUUGCAUAUCUUUGUAAAUCAUGUUCAUGCGGGUCGGAUUAGCCAAACCUUUGUAAAUUUGCCGUUAUAAUCCUUUUAAUUCACUGUUCCAGUAAAGACUCCUCCGUUUGCGUCACUUUU
Sinocyclocheilus rhinocerous is the source of this 3073-nucleotide messenger RNA. It is a transcript of the gene ablim1a, whose product is annotated as actin binding LIM protein 1a. The transcript is spliced from 25 exons. Bases 312 to 2696 code for a protein of 794 amino acids. The record is from RefSeq and is a predicted model, not a curated record. Gene Ontology annotation, molecular function: actin filament binding. Gene Ontology annotation, biological process: cytoskeleton organization; cilium assembly; lamellipodium assembly. Gene Ontology annotation, cellular component: stress fiber; actin cytoskeleton. Lineage: Eukaryota; Metazoa; Chordata; Actinopteri; Cypriniformes; Cyprinidae.